Molecule: messenger RNA, 2240 nt
Organism: Sphaeramia orbicularis (orbiculate cardinalfish)
Lineage: Eukaryota; Metazoa; Chordata; Actinopteri; Kurtiformes; Apogonidae
Gene: slc25a24l
Product: solute carrier family 25 member 24, like
Exons: 10
Coding region: 166-1518 (450 amino acids)
Biological process (GO): transmembrane transport
Molecular function (GO): calcium ion binding
Source: RefSeq, a predicted model, not a curated record
CAUGAGUCAGCGUCGACGCGCAGCAGCUAAACACUCUGAUGAUUAUCAAUAUAUUCCUCUCUCCUGUCUUCCUUAGCAAGUCCUGCUUGAAAGGCCUUAAUUUUUCAUUUAUAUUUUUUUGCAACAUUUUAGAUUAUUUGUCACUCAUUUAUUUCUUAACAAAUCAUGGAUCAGUUUCGUGGGUUAUUUGUCAAACUGGACCAAAACAAUGAUGGCUUCAUAUCGCUGGCAGAGCUUCACAAUGAAAUGAAAAAGCACGGGAUACUCUCAGCGGAUGGUAAAGUCCAGAAUAUUAUUGAUUCUUAUGAUAAAGACAAGGAUGGCCAGUUGGAUUACAAAGAGUUUCUCAGUUACAUGAUGGACAGAGAGAAGAAAUGGAAGAUUCAUUUUCAUGACCUCGACAAGAAUAAAUGUGGUGUCAUUGACCAGGAGGACAUCAUAUGUUUGUUUACGGAGUUAGGAGUGGUCAUUUCAAAGCCGAAUGCAAAAAAAAUUAUACAAAUGAUGGAUAAGGAUAAUUCACUGACUGUGGACUGGAGUGAAUUCCUCCACUAUGUGAUCCUCAACCCUGUGGACAACAUUGGGGAGCUGGUAUCGUCAUGGAAACACAGUUUAGUGUUUGACGUGGGUGAGAGCAGAGCGAUGCCAAUUGAGUUUCCUGAAGAGGCGUCUGGUUUUGGUGCGUGGAGGACGUUUGUCCUUGCAGCUGGACUGGCAGAUGCCGUGUCCCGGACUGUGACGGCACCGAUCGACCGCCUGAAGACUCAACUUCAGGUUCAUGGAUCCAAAGCUUUCUCUCAAGGCUUUCAGGAGGUGAGGUCAGGUGGUCUGCGCUCAAUGUGGCAAGGUAAUGCUGUCAAUGUGCUGAAGGGAACACCACAGUCAACUCUUCAGUGUCUGAUCUACGCCCAGAUGAAAGUUUACACCCAACACAAAACUCAAGAGGCUCUGACGGUGCAGCAGCGUUUCAGUUUGGGCUGUGUCUCUGGUGCUGUUGCUCACGCUGCCUUCUACCCUUUAGAGGUGUUGAAGGUGAGGCUGAACCUGCAGCGGAUCGGCACAUACCAUGGUGUCAUGGCAUGUGCUCAGACUAUUUACAGAAAUGAGUCUUUGUCCUCCAUUUACAGGGGAUUCAAACCAAGCAUCCUCUGUAUGAUCCCUUAUGCAGGCGUGGAGUGUGCAGUUCAUCAGUCAAUCAUGAAUUGGGCAAAAAGUGAUCCUGCUUACAACAGUGAAUCCAAGCUGUUUUUCUUCAGUUUUGUGGCCUUUGCUUCUGGACAAAUAACCAGUUACCCGCUGGCUGUGAUCCGAACUCAACAGCAAGCUCAGGCUUUCAACUCAAAUGCACGUGCAACCUCAAGUGUAUUACAAGGACUUAUUGGGAUAUAUGAAAAUCAUGGAUUUAGAGGAUAUUACAGUGGAAUGGGAGCCAGCUUUGUCAGAGCCAUUCCAUGUGCUUUGAUCAACUACACUUUAACUAGAAAAUUUGAGAAUGUAUUUUCCUCAGUUGAGUCAUGAGUUUGAUUCCCAUGUGUUGAACUAUUUCUUCUGAGGAACACAGACUGGAAUUCUGAAGAAGUACUGAAAUUCUGAAGCUAAAUCUCAAGAAACAAGGAGCAAUUACAGAUUUGUUUUAUGAGUGCGAUUCCAGCUUUUUAUACUUCAGCUACAAGUUUUUGAAGCUUGGCAGCUGAUGACUUACCACUGGCUGAGUGCAUGAGACCAACUCUUUGCCAGUGGAUGCACUACACCUUAAAGAGUCCGGACGCAUGGUUAUCUUGAAGUAUAAAAUGUGACUAAGUGUAGCAAUAACCCUAAACAGGGUAGUUUAAUAUUAGAGUGUUUUAUCAUGUCAGCUGUAAAAUAAAAUGUUAUUUACAUGGGUUGAUGCUAAUUUUUUCCAUUUAACUGUGAAGUUGUUAUGAACAUUUGACAAAGAUUACAGGGCAAUGGAGAUUAAUUGCUACAUUUUCAUACUCACCUGAAGCCAACUUUAGACAAUACUGUGUUGGUAGAAUCAGGAGAAAUGCCAGUAGAGGUCAGAAAAGACAAACUUAAAUCUGCUCAUAGGAUUAAACUCAGAGGAUAUGGGAAGGAAAAUAUACAAAGAAAAUAUUAACAAUGCUUACCAAUUUAACAGCUGUAAAACCUCUUGUUACCCCAUGUAUAUUUUCUUGAGGGACCACUUUCAUAAUUGGACCAAAAGGCACUUCAGCUAAAGGCUCAAUUUGUAAAAGAGG